AUGGGACUGAACUGUGCUUGCUCGAGGAAAAGCGGUAGUAAGGACAUUUGCACGCCCACAGGGGAUUCAGGCAAAGAUGAUUUGGGCACCGAUGGCUCCAAAAAGGAGACUGCACGGGUUUUGUGGAGUAGACCGGUAGAAUUUAUACUCUCACUCAUUGGCUAUGCAGUCGGCCUUGGGAACAUCUGGCGAUUUCCAUACAUUACCAUGGAGAAUGGCGGAGGCGCUUUCCUCGUCCCCUACAUUAUAUUCAUGCUCUUCUGCGGCAUCCCAUUUUGCUACAUGGAGUUUACGCUUGGCCAGUUCACUGGGCUAAGUCCUGUGAAGGCAUUCGAAUUCGCACCCCUAUUUAAAGGUAAAUACUUUCCUCAUAACUUAGCUACUACCUUAUUGCGCAUUACGCAGUCCGUCUGUUUUGUAGGACUGGGAUGGGCAAUGCUGAUAGCCUCAAGUGUGCUUUGCAUCUACUACAACAUUGUCAUGGCUUGGGUGUUUUAUUACCUUGGCAUGUCCUUCCGGUGGAAUCUGCCCUGGAAGUCAUGCAACAAUUCUUGGAACACUCCAGCUUGCUUCAGCUAUUCCGAAGUGGUGGUCUACGUUACGGCUCCUCUACCGUACGUGUUUUUAACAGUUCUUGUGAUACGUGGAAUUACAUUGCCCGGAUCCUCAAUCGGUCUGGAGUUUUACCUCAAGCCGAAAUGGGAAAAACUUUUGGAUUUCACGAUUUGGACUCGAGCUGCUGUCCAAGUGUUCUACUCUCUUGGUCCUGCUUGGGGAGGUCUAAUUACCAUGUCUUCGUACAACCACUACAACCGAAAAUUUAACAGGGACGCAGUUCUUCUGCCACUCAUUUGUGGAGGGACGGGCAUUUUCGGAGGGCUGGCCGUAUUCUCCAUCACUGGACAUAUGGCUUAUCAAAUGGGAAUCAAAGACGUAGGUGCUUUGAUGCGGAAUGGACCAGGUCUUGCAUUUAUUGCUUACCCCGAGGCACUUGCACAAAUCCCCGGAGCUCCUAUCUGGACCGUUCUCUUCUUUGCUAUGCUGAUUACACUAGGUAUUGACACACAGUUCGCUACCCUGGAAACGAUGACAAGCGGUUUAAUGGAUCUAUUUCCCACAACCAUUGGAAAACACAAAAUCCUCUUUACCUUUCUUACGUGUUUUGUUGAAUUUCUACUUGGUCUGAUACUUGUGACGCGGGCCGGUGGAUAUUACUUCCAAGUUUUCGAUUGGUAUGCAACACCUACCAGCAUCAUCAUUAUAGCCACAUUAGAAGUCAUCGUUAUCUCGUACAUAUAUGGUGCGAAGAAAAUGUUCACUAACGCUGAAACAAUGCUUGGCCCUCGGACGCGCUUCAUGCGCUACUUCUGGGUGACUUUGUGGUACCUGGUGACACCGGCAUUUACAGUUUUUAUCUUCAUCACAAUGUUGAUAAACUAUGCUCCCCCCAUGUUUACCAAUGGCGAACCCUUCCCUGACUGGACGUCUGUUUUUGGAUGGUGUCUUGCAUCAACUUCCAUCAUCCCAAUCCCGGCGACGGCCUUGGUAGAAAUCUAUAGAAAUCGACACAGUCUGAAAAAUCUUUUAAAACCGAAGCCCGAAUGGAUUAUGGCAACUGCAGUGCGUUAUGAAAGCUCAAAAAAGCAGGAUGUUCCGCUUGAAGAUGGCUUGAGUGAAAAAGUGACCGGAAGUGGUUCCAUCUGA
Mesocestoides corti is the source of this 1704-nucleotide messenger RNA. The record is from the annotation of a GenBank genome assembly. Lineage: Eukaryota; Metazoa; Platyhelminthes; Cestoda; Cyclophyllidea; Mesocestoididae.